AGAAUUACGGCGCGCGGCGAGGGUCAAUCCCAGCGGUACACCUCAGCGAGCAGGCUAGGGGGCCGCGGAGGGGCCGUUCGGCGGCACUGUAGAUUCUCGCCCGCCGCUUCCCAGGCCGGCCCCCAGUGCUCUCGCGGGGCCGCCCGCUUCUGCAGCCUCGUGGCCGCCCGGAGCCAGCUCUUCAGGCCUGGACACCGAGGCUGCCGCGGUGCGGCCAUGGACUUCUCCAAGUUCCUGGCCGAAGACUUCGACGUGAAAGAGUGGAUCAACGCGGCCUUCAGGGCUGGCCCCAAGGAGGCGGCGGCCGUGAAGGCAGACGGCCACGCGGCCACCCUGGUCAUGAAGCUGCAGCUGUUCAUCCAAGAGGUGAACCACGCCGUGGAGGAAACAAGUCACCAGGCCCUCCAGAACAUGCCCAAAGUGCUCCGGGAUGUCGAAGCCCUUAAACAGGAAGCCUCUUUUCUGAAAGAACAAAUGAUUCUCGUCAAGGAGGACAUUAAAAAAUUUGAACAGGACACGUCUCAAUCAAUGCAGGUAUUGGUAGAAAUCGACCAGGUGAAGUCGAGGAUGCAGCUUGCCGCUGAAUCUCUUCAAGAAGCAGAUAAGUGGAGCACAUUGAGUGCUGACAUCGAGGAGACAUUUAAGACUCAGGACAUAGCUGUGAUUUCUGCCAAGCUAACAGGCAUGCAGACCAGCUUAACGAUGCUUGUUGACACCCCAGACUACUCAGAAAAAUGUGUGCACCUGGAGGCACUGAAGAACAGGCUGGAGGCCUUGGCCAGCCCCCAGAUUGUAGCCGCAUUCACCUCUCAGUCUGUAGAUCAGUCCAAAGUGUUUGUGAAGGUUUUCACUGAAAUUGAUCGGAUGCCCCAACUUCUUGCAUAUUACUACAAGUGUCACAAGGUGCAGCUUUUAGCAGCCUGGCAGGAGCUGUGCCAGACCGACCUCCCCCUGGACCGGCAGCUCACUGGCCUCUAUGACGCCUUGCUCGGCGCUUGGCACACACAGAUCCAGUGGGCCACGCAGGUUUUCAAGAACCCCCACGAGGUGGUGACUGUGCUGCUGAUUCAGACCCUGGGGGCCUUGGUGCCCUCUCUGCCCGUCUGCCUGAGCUCGGGCGUGGAGCGGGCCGGGCCCGAGCUGGAGCUCAUCAGGCUGCUGGAGUUCUACGGCGCCACCGCCCACUUUGCCAAGGGGCUGGAGAUGGCACUGCUCCCCCACCCACAUGAGCACAACCUGGUGAAAGUCAUGGAACUGGUGGAUGCUGUGUACGGUCCGUACAAACCCUACCAGCUGAAGUAUGGUGACAUGGAAGAGAGCAACCUCCUGAUCCAGAUCAGUGCAGUGCCGUUGGAACACGGCGAAGUCAUUGACUGUGUGCAGGAGCUGAGCCACUCUGUGAACAAGCUCUUUGGCCUGGCGUCUGCAGCCGUUGACAGAUGCAUCCGAUUCACUAAUGGUCUGGGGACCUGUGGCCUGCUGACAGCUCUGAAAUCCCUCUUUGCCAAGUACGUGUCCGACUUCACCAGCACUCUCCACUCGAUACGGAAGAAGUGCAGGCUGGACGAUAUUCCUCCCAACUCCCUUUUCCAAGAAGAUUGGACAGCUUUUCAGAACUCCAUUAGGAUAAUAGCCACCUGUGGAGAGCUCCUGCGGCAGUGCGGGGACUUUGAGCAGCAGCUGGCAAACAGGGUUUUGUCCACAGCUGGGAAGUAUCUCUCUGACUCCUACAGCCCUCGGAGCCUGACUGGUUUUCAGGAUAGCAUCUUGACAGAUAAGAAGAGCUCUGCCAAGAACCCAUGGCAAGAAUACAAUUACCUCCAGAAAGAUAACCCUGCCGAAUACGGCAGUUUAAUGGAAAUACUUUAUACCCUCAAGGAAAAAGGAUCAAGUAACCACAACCUGCUCUCGGCAUCUCGAGCGGCCCUGACUCGCCUUAACCAGCAGGCCCACCAACUGGCUUUCGAUUCGGUUUUCCUGCGCAUCAAACAGCAGCUGCUCCUUAUUUCCAAGAUGGAUAGCUGGAGCACAGCUGGCAUUGGAGAGACCUUGACCGAUGACCUGCCCACCUUCAGUCUCACCCCUCUGGAGUACAUCAGCAACAUCGGGCAAUAUAUCAUGUCCCUCCCCCUGAACCUUGAGCCGUUCGUGACUCAGGAGGACUCUGCCUUGGAGCUGGCGUUGCAUGCUGGGAAGCUGCCAUUUCCUCCGGAGCAAGGGGAUGAACUGCCCGAGUUGGACAACAUGGCAGACAACUGGCUGGGCUCGAUUGCCAGAGCCACGAUGCAGACCUACUGCGACGCCAUCCUGCAGAUCCCCGGGCUCACCCCGCACUCCACCAAGCAGCUGGCCACUGACAUCGACUACCUGAUCAACGUGAUGGACGCCCUGGGCCUGCAGCCGUCCCGCACCCUCCAGAACAUCGUGACGCUCCUGAAGGCCAAACCCGAGGACUACAGACAGGUCAGCAAAGGCCUGCCCCGGCGCCUCGCCUCCACAGUGGCUGCCAUGCGGAGUGUGGACUACUGACCCCCGGCCCCCGGCUAGGGUUCCCGGGCCACAGAACUCUCCAGAGUGGAUUUGGUCUAAAAAUCCGCCUGAGACUGGCAGAAUUUGUUUCAAAAAGGCUGGGUUCAUUUGUAUAAUAAAAAAAAGUUGUAAAUUAGAGGUGCAUUAUUUAUUAGAGGGGAAUUUUCAGAUGAUUUUUUUUAAAUGAGCUGAUCUUGCAAAUGCCAUGAAUACAUACUGUGAAAUGAAA
Messenger RNA from Vicugna pacos (alpaca), 2758 nucleotides. It is a transcript of the gene COG7, whose product is annotated as component of oligomeric golgi complex 7. The record is from RefSeq and is a predicted model, not a curated record. NCBI's taxonomy places the organism in Eukaryota, Metazoa, Chordata, Mammalia, Artiodactyla, Camelidae. Gene Ontology annotation, biological process: Golgi organization; intracellular protein transport; retrograde vesicle-mediated transport, Golgi to endoplasmic reticulum. Gene Ontology annotation, cellular component: COG complex.